AUGCCGCCCUCCGAUCCUCGCAUCGCUGCGCUCGACUUCGACGCCAAUCGCAAACGUGGACGGCGGACGUCAGGCUCGCGUCCUCGAAUUGACGAUGAUGAUUUUGAUUUUAUGGGCCAGGUCGCCCAGGAGAUCAUUGAGCGAGAUCGUAUAGCAAUGCGGAGAGAGGUGAUUCGAGUACUGAGCUUUGUGUGCGCUGUGCUCAGUUGUCUUUGUGCCGGGUCAAUCACCUCUUUCUCCCUCUACGGCGCUCGUUUCCUUCAGGAUUUGCACUACACACAACUUCGAGUCAAUGCUGUCUCCAUUACUGCCGAAUUGGCAAUGUACCUCCCAGUCCCUCUCUUCGGAUAUCUAUGCGAUCGCUACUCGCCACCUCCUCUGUCUCUUCUCUCCUCAGUCCUCUUUGGCGCAGGGUAUCUCCUCGCUGCCUAUACAUACAAGUCAGGCCCACCCGCUGACGCAACCAAACCAGGCCACGGUUGGCCUUUCGGCGUGAUGAUCUUGGCCUUUGUCGGGAUCGGGGCAGGGACCAGCUGCAUGUACCUCUCUGCCGUAGCUACCUGCGCAAAGAACUUUGCCAACGCCAAAUACCGAGGUUUCAUGCUCGCCGUUCCUAUUGCGGCGUUCGGCUUGAGUGGCAUGUGGGAGUCUCAGGUUGGCGCGCACUUGUUAUAUGAAAAGCUGCCUAAUGGUCACAAGGGAGAGGUGGAUGUGUUCAAAUACUUCAUCUUUCUGGCUGGGACCUUGAUUGGUGUCGGUCUUCUCGGUACCUUGGGGCUGCAGAUCGUGGAUGAGGAAGAACUCAUUGAUCACGGCGUGGAGAACCUUGAACGGAGUGGUCUCUUGGCCGAGAGUGAAUUCUACCACGACACUUCUCGUGCUCCCACCCCCAUCAACUAUGGUACCAUUGGAGACGAUGAGGAGUCCGGCGAAGGCUCUGGCACGUAUUCGGACGACGACAUGGACUCGGAAGCCGAACGGAACCUCUCCGAAUCCCAGCUCGUCAAGAAGCGCGACCAAGACCGGCGCCUUCGCAAGAAGAAGUACUGGCUUCUCAACCAUGCGACUCAUACUUUCCUGACAGAUCGAACUAUGUGGCUUCUUGCCGCAGGGUUUUUCCUGCUCACAGGACCUGGAGAAGCAUACAUCAACAACCUCGGCACCAUCAUACCGACUUUGACGCCGAGAGAUUACAACUAUAUCGAUGGUGACGGUAAUAAAAACCCUCCGGCGGGCCACGCAAGCACACACGUCUCUAUCGUCGCCCUCGCAUCCACCUUUGCGCGGCUCUUCACAGGUUCACUAUCCGAUCUCUUCGCUCCUCCCUCGAACCCCGAUUCCCCACCUACCAAUCGAUUCCAAUUCUCUCGCCUUGUUCUGCUCAUACCUUCAGCAUUCCUCCUACUCCUCGCGUUUCUGAAUCUCGCUCUUCCUGCGCUGACGCUUCAGCACCCUGGUCUAUUCCCACUCUCGUCUUCUCUGGUGGGAUUAGGUUACGGAGCAUGUUUCAGCCUCGUGCCCAUUAUUAUCUCUGUAGUAUGGGGAGUGGAAAACUUUGCGACGAAUUGGGGGGUUGUAGCUAUGAUGCCUGCUGGGGGAGCUGCCGUGUGGAGUCUCGUUUACUCUGCUGGCUAUUCGGCAGGGAGUGCGCAUUCACCGGAUCUCGAGGAUGGAGAAUGCCGAGGCUACUUGUGCUUCGCGGCGUGGGCGUGGGGCUGCGCAGCGAGUGUGAGUUUGGCGAUCUGCUGCUGGUGCGUGGCUUGGAGGGUUUGGAAAAGCCGAAACGUGGUCGUGUAG
Molecule: messenger RNA, 1797 nt
Organism: Fonsecaea pedrosoi CBS 271.37
Lineage: Eukaryota; Fungi; Ascomycota; Eurotiomycetes; Chaetothyriales; Herpotrichiellaceae
Exons: 2
Coding region: 1-1797 (598 amino acids)
Biological process (GO): transmembrane transport
Cellular component (GO): membrane
Molecular function (GO): transmembrane transporter activity
Source: RefSeq, a predicted model, not a curated record